Molecule: messenger RNA, 306 nt
Organism: Macrosiphum euphorbiae (potato aphid)
Lineage: Eukaryota; Metazoa; Arthropoda; Insecta; Hemiptera; Aphididae
Source: the annotation of a GenBank genome assembly
AUGUAUCCACCGCCGCCGCGUCAGACCGACGUAGUUGCACCGCCACCGUCACCACCACCGCCACCAGCGGCAGCAUCGCUCCUCCACAGUCACCGCCGCUGCGCUAACGGCGACGCUGCCGCCGGUUUUCGCUCAACCAUCCCUUCGAAUGACCGUCAAAAGAACGGUGGGCCAGGUCGUCGGGUGGGGAUGAUAAUCGAUCAGCGACCGCUCGUACCACUCUGGCGGCCUUUGUCAGGGUCGGCCGCCGAAGCCUCUAGGGGACGACGUGUUAUGACGCCCAGAGGGUUGGCUGGCGGCGGCUGA